Fonsecaea erecta is the source of this 2871-nucleotide messenger RNA. RefSeq lists its product as hypothetical. Gene Ontology annotation, molecular function: peptidase activity; protein binding. NCBI's taxonomy places the organism in Eukaryota, Fungi, Ascomycota, Eurotiomycetes, Chaetothyriales, Herpotrichiellaceae. Gene Ontology annotation, biological process: proteolysis; glutathione catabolic process. The transcript is spliced from 4 exons. The record is from RefSeq and is a predicted model, not a curated record. Bases 1 to 2871 code for a protein of 956 amino acids.
AUGUGUCAAAUCGGCGACUCUGAGCCGCAGCUGCGCCCAAGUCCGUCGCCCUGGGAGGAGGAUCCGGAGAACGGGUCACCUCACAAAUCACAUUCACAUUCUGCGGCGUCGAGCGAAUCCGACGGCCUCGACCCUUCCGAUGAGGGCAUUACCUCCGGGUCCGAGGAGCAACGAACCCCGGUGAAACUUCCUCUCCAUCAGAUCAAGGCUCCUGGCAGUGUUCAGGCCCUUGCUGUCGACGACGACGUCAUCUUUGCCGGCACCCAAGGCGGCGACAUCGUCGUUUGGUCUCUCGAGACGUACGAGCUUCUGGCCACGGUCCCUGCGCACAAAGAGAGUGUCCUCAAUCUCACUCUCUCUGACGACAAGACGCUCCUUUUCUCCGCCGGCGCCGAUGCGAUUGUCAAUGUCUGGUCCAGCGAAUCCUUACAGAGACUGUAUUCCAUUUACUCGCAUUUUGAGAUUGGCGAUGUCUUCUGCGUGGUUCACUCUACCAAGAUCCAGACUCUGUUUUGGGGCGCCCAGAAUGCCAGCAUCCAGUGGUACAAGCUCAGCACCGACACCGCUGUCAAAUUUCCCACGUCAGCCCUUUCACCCGGCUCCCGCAAACAUCGUUUUUUUGACUCCUUGGGACCCGGUGGGACAGCCAAUGUCGUUGCAGAUGAGGGUGCCACCAACGGGCUCAGCAACCAGGGUGGGCGAGUCUUGACCGCCCCAAGCUGCAACUAUCUUCCAUACGCUCACAAAAGCUAUAUUUACAGCAUGCUCCUGGUGAAAGGCCUCUUCACCCCUGGGAAAGACGAGGAAGUUCUCAUCACCGGUGCUGGCGAUGGAGUCAUCAAGCUCUGGUCGAUUGACGAUCUGGCUGAAUCCGGACCAAAACAGAUCACAAAAUUCAAAAAUGCAGACUCCAAUGUACUGAGCCUCUCGUACCGUGGCUCUUUCCUUUAUGCUGGUUUGUCGGAUGGCCGCGCUCACAUUUACAACCUCGCAUCAAAUCAGCUCGUGCAGAAGCUACAAGUGGGCCAUGGCGAUGUCAGUCAGAUCCUGGUGAGCCCAGAGAGCAUCUUAUGUGGAACCAGCCAAGGAUGGAUCAAGAGGUACGACGACCAUUUCGCCGAGCUCGAAUCGUGGCAGGCGGCUGCUGGGAAGAUUCUUGCCAUGGGCUUGACAACAACUCCGGAUCACGACAUGCUAGUGACAGGAGGAAACGACAGCGUCGUAUCGUUUUGGAGUGGCAAGCCUGGCUCUCACGACUCUGCCGCUACUUCUGCAAGGAGUAAUGACGAACUCGUCAACGCCCUUCGGGAGUUUGUGGCAUACCGUACGGUGGCGUUGAACCCAAUGUGUGUUCGGGACUGUCACGAAGCCGUCACCUUUCUCCGCAAGAAAUGCAAUGCCUUUGGUGCGACCACCCGCCUCCUCUCACCUCAAGAAGGGGUGGAUCCGAUACUACUUGCACGGUUUCCGGCAUCCAAACCUGGCAAAUCAACAAGAUCGAUCCUUUUCUACGGCCAUUAUGACGUGGUCGACGCAGAGCUUGAUGCCAGCAGCUCAAAUCCAACGUGGAACGGAGAUCCAUUCGUUCUACAACCGCUCGACUCGUUUCUUUACGGCCGUGGCGUAACCGACAACAAAGGUCCUAUCCUGGCGGCCAUCUAUGCUGUGGCUGAUUUGGUCCAACACGGCUCUCUGUCCUGCAAUGUGACGUUUCUGCUAGAAGGCGACGAAGAAGCCGGCUCCCGAGGGUUCCGUCAGACUGUUCAGUCUGCCCACGACGCCAUUGGGCCGGUGGACUAUAUUCUUCUAUCCAACAGUUACUGGCUCGAUGACCACAUCCCUUGUCUUACGUUUGGGAUGCGUGGAGUCAUCCACGCCAGCGUCACUGUCACUUCAAACCGACCGGAUCUGCAUUCGGGAAUGGACGGCAAGUCCGUGCAGCACGAGCCUCUCAAGGACUUAACGGUGUUACUUGCAGCUCUUGUUGGUCCUUCUGCCACCAAAGUCACUAUCCCGCACUUCUACGACACGGUUGAUGAGCUGUCUGAAUCCGAAGUCAAAGCCUAUGCUUCCAUCACCUCUUCUCUUCUCCCCGGCCACCCCGAGAUCAAGAAUGAGAAGGCCUUCGCCCUCUCGCUCAUGCAACGGUGGCGGUAUCCCAAUCUGACUGUGCAUCGGAUCGAGGUGCCCGAGGCAAAAACGGCCGUCACCAUCUCCGGCUCUGCGAAGGCGACCCUCUCCAUCCGAAUCGUCCCGUCACAGACCGCCGAGCAGAUUGCCCAGUCGCUGACGGACUAUCUCCACGCCGAGUUCGCCAAGCUGCAGAGUUCGAACACCCUGGCUGUCACCAUCACGUCCCGAGCGGACCCCUGGCUGGCAGAUGUGAAUAGCGAGAUCUACACGGCUCUCAAGGACGCCAUCAUCGACGUCUGGAAUCCUGACAUCGCGGCGCACCAGCAACGAGCAUUCAAGAUGUCCGCUGGUGGCAAUAGCAACCACAACAACGCCCCUGACACCGACCGCGCUGGCGUCGCAUCAACACCACCUACCAAAUCCAGGCCCGCCCAGGCCGCCGCUUCUUCGUCCACUGCAAAAACAGAUCCCCCCACGCGCACCUCCCACCGCCGGGCCUCCUCCCUCGCCACGACCGGCUUCUUCCCGCCCUCCACCCUCCCCCGCGAGCCCCUGUUCAUCCGCGAAGGCGGCAGCAUCCCGGCGAUCUCGUUCCUCGAGCACGAAUUCAAUGCCCCGGCCGCCAUGUUCCCCAUGGGCCAGGCGAGCGACAACGCGCACCUGGACAACGAGAGGAUGCGGGUGGAGAAUCUGUACAAGGGCCGAGAGGUGCUGAAGAGGGUGUUUGCUAGGUUGUGA